CGGCCUCGCUGUCUGGGUAUCGCUCCGCGGCUGCUCACCUCCGUGGUCCCAGCCUCCACCGGCUGGGGCCGCCGCCGCCGCGGCAGGACGGGGAGGCGGGCCAUGGCGUCCUGCGUGGGGAGCCGGACGCUGAGCAAGGAUGAUGUGAACUACAAGAUGCAUUUCCGGAUGAUCAACGAGCAGCAAGUGGAGGACAUCACCAUCGACUUCUUCUACCGGCCGCACACCAUCACCCUGCUCAGCUUCACCAUCGUCAGCCUCAUGUACUUCGCCUUCACCAGGGAUGACUCUGUUCCAGAAGACAACAUCUGGAGAGGCAUCCUCUCUGUUAUUUUCUUCUUUCUUAUCAUCAGUGUGUUAGCUUUCCCCAAUGGUCCAUUUACUCGGCCUCAUCCAGCCUUAUGGCGAAUGGUUUUUGGACUCAGUGUGCUCUACUUCCUGUUCCUGGUAUUCCUGCUUUUCCUGAAUUUCGAGCAAGUUAAAUCCCUAAUGUAUUGGCUAGAUCCAAAUCUUCGAUACGCUACAAGGGAAGCAGAUAUCAUGGAGUAUGCUGUGAACUGCCAUGUUAUCACCUGGGAGAGGAUUAUCAGCCAUUUUGAUAUAUUUGCAUUUGGGCAUUUCUGGGGCUGGGCUAUGAAGGCCUUGUUGAUCCGUAGUUAUGGUCUCUGCUGGACAAUCAGUAUUACCUGGGAGCUGACUGAGCUGUUCUUCAUGCAUCUGCUGCCCAACUUUGCUGAGUGCUGGUGGGACCAAGUCAUCCUGGACAUCCUGCUGUGCAAUGGCGGCGGCAUCUGGCUGGGCAUGGUCGUGUGCCGGUUUCUGGAGAUGAGGACUUACCACUGGGCGAGCUUCAAGGACAUUCAUACCACCACCGGGAAAAUCAAAAGAGCCGUGCUGCAGUUCACGCCUGCUAGCUGGACCUACGUUAGAUGGUUUGACCCCAAAUCUUCUUUUCAGAGAGUGGCUGGAAUAUACCUUUUCAUGAUCAUCUGGCAGCUGACUGAGUUGAACACCUUCUUCUUGAAACACAUCUUUGUGUUCCAAGCCAGUCAUCCAUUAAGUUGGUGUAGAAUUCUCUUUAUUGGUGGCAUCACGGCUCCCACAGUGAGACAGUACUAUGCUUACCUCACUGACACACAGUGCAAACGCGUAGGAACACAGUGCUGGGUGUUUGGGGUCAUUGGUUUCCUGGAAGCUAUUGUUUGCAUAAAAUUUGGACAAGAUCUCUUCUCUAAGACCCAAAUACUCUAUGUUGUGCUUUGGCUUCUUUGUGUGGCUUUCACCACCUUCCUGUGUCUGUACGGCAUGGUUUGGUACGCAGAGCACUAUGGUCACCGAGAAAAGACCUACUCAGAGUGUGAAGAUGGCAGCUACAGCCCAGACAUCUCCUGGCAUCACGGGAAGGGUACAAAAGGUUCGGAAGACAGCCCACCCAAGCAUUCAGGCAACAACGAAAGCCAUUCUUCCAGAAGAAGGAAUCGACAUUCCAAGUCAAAAGUCACCAACGGAGUUGGAAAGAAGUGAAAGACCCCAGUUAAUCAAAGUUAUUCCAGAGAGUGCCUAGAACUGAGAGGGAAACAGAAUCUGCAUGGACCUCCCUGCUAGGAAGUCAGAAUGUGCAGCACAAACAGGAAGAGAAGAGGAAACUUUGGGGAGUCCUUAUUUGAGAGCGUAAGUCUUGUUUCCUGCAGACCUGGCCAUAUCAGGCAGAUCAUCGCCUGGGGUCCUUUGUCAACUUGGGAUCUCUUCUCACUUCAGCACUCGGCAUGCGGUCACCAGUAGCAGUACAGGGUGUGGAAGGAAAAGCUAGCUCUUUACUGACAGUCACCAGGAGCGGCUGUGCGCUCGUGUGUCUUGUGGAUGCAACAUAAAUGUCUUCAUUCAGACAAAGCAUUAACCGGGUGGUUAAUGGACUGGUCACCAGAUUUUCUGUUUCUGAAUCUGCCUUGCCAUUUGAUGGAUUUGUUUAAGUUUGGGCCACUUUUCUGUCCUUUAUCUUGUUACUGUUGUUGUUUUUAAGUUAGGAUACUUAAAAGCCUUCCAAAGCCACUGCUGAAGUUCCGAAAUUGGGGGAAGGUUCUCCUUCCUUCUAGAGAAAAAAGUCAGGGAGAGCUGUUGUGUUCCUGUCCCACAACCUCAGCCCCCUUUUUAAGACUUUCAACCAGUGGUGUGUGCACAGCAGCCUGAGGAAAGGUUGGCUGUCUGCAUAGGAACCUGGGCUUGAGAUCAGAAGCUCUCUUGGUCCCUUCCAAACGUCGCUUGUCCAGACUUAUCCACAGUGCACAAGAGCAAAGCUGUCAGAGAGGCAGCGAACACUGCGGCUUCUCCCCCGCCAGGUGCCUUUUACAUUUGCUUUGUUUCCUUCCGUGGCGUGUUACUGACCUUGUCUUUUAGUCCUAUGUGAGGUGCUGGUGAGUAUUACCUUUCAUCGUGCCAUGCUCUAGAACAUGUACCCUGAUAGUUCACCACCUCUGAUGGAUCACUGUUUUAAAUAAAACGAUUCACACUGAAGCCUGUCAAA
Molecule: messenger RNA, 2521 nt
Organism: Cynocephalus volans (Philippine flying lemur)
Lineage: Eukaryota; Metazoa; Chordata; Mammalia; Dermoptera; Cynocephalidae
Gene: PTDSS1
Product: phosphatidylserine synthase 1
Exons: 13
Coding region: 103-1524 (473 amino acids)
Biological process (GO): phosphatidylserine biosynthetic process
Molecular function (GO): L-serine-phosphatidylethanolamine phosphatidyltransferase activity
Source: RefSeq, a predicted model, not a curated record